Messenger RNA from Styela clava, 2375 nucleotides. Its product is annotated as sulfite oxidase-like. Gene Ontology annotation, biological process: sulfur compound metabolic process. The record is from RefSeq and is a predicted model, not a curated record. Gene Ontology annotation, cellular component: mitochondrion. NCBI's taxonomy places the organism in Eukaryota, Metazoa, Chordata, Ascidiacea, Stolidobranchia, Styelidae. Gene Ontology annotation, molecular function: heme binding; molybdenum ion binding; sulfite oxidase activity.
CUAGAAAUUGAUAACGUAGACAGCUUUAGGCUAUUUAUUCUUUUAUGUAGUUAUAUAACAUUGUAACGUUAUGUAACUGCUGAUAUAUUUUUGAAAAAUAUUAAAAAAAUUAUUGAGAAAACCUAGAAGACCGCCGCAUUGACUUAUUGGCUGGGCCUAUUCCAUUGAAUAUACAUUGGCAAACAUUUACAAUACGGAACAGCAUCUGCAAAGUGCAACUAUACUACCGGGUAUACGGCUGUACGGUCAGACGGUUCGUCACGUCAAAACAAUUGCAGCAUCAUAGAAUAAAAUUCAAGAUGGCUCUCAGCAUGACUUCUUGUUCAAUAAGAAUGUUUCGUCAUGGUGGAGUGCGAUCAAUGUCUACUCAGCUGUCAAAAAUAAACUCAGCAUCAACAAAUAAUUUAACGGGUGAAAGAAGAUUUUACCACAAAGGCUCAGAUAAUGCUGGCUAUCAAAGGUCUGUUCAGAAUGGAGCUCUCCUGCUCACAGGAGCCAUCAUUGGUUCAUAUGGAAUCUAUAAAUACAGUCAAGCAGGUGCAGAAUCAUCAAUGCCCACUGUGCAAGCAAAGGCAGUCAAGACCCGAGUGUACACAGCAUCUGAAGUAGCCGAUCACAAAACUCCAGACAAAGGCAUCUGGGUUUCGUAUAAAGAUGGGGUUUAUGAUAUUACGGAUUUCGUAAAGAUACACCCUGGAGGCAGUAAAAUCAUGUUGGGAGCAGGAGGAGCCAUUGAUCCAUUUUGGAAUCUUUACGCUGUUCAUCAAACGUCAGAAGUUCUAGAGAUGUUGGAGGAAUAUCGAAUCGGAGAUUUGAGUAAGAGAGACCAGAAGAGUCACAAGAAUGCCAACGAUCCGUUUGGAAACGAACCUUAUCGCUUUCCAGUCUUUCGAGUCAACUCUGCGAAACCCUUCAAUGCAGAACCACCACUAGAGAUCCUCACAGAUUCUUUUAUCACCCCCAAUGAAAUGUUUUACGUCAGGAAUCAUCUCCCUGUUCCAGAAGUUGACCCAGAGACUUUCAGGCUUGAAAUUGUAAUCGGCCCAAAAUCAAUCAAAUACUCAUUGGAAGAUCUCAAGAAAUUUCAGUGGUCGACUGUGACAACAACAAUCCAAUGUGCCGGCAACAGGAGAGAAGAAAUGUCAAAUUAUAAACCUGUCAAAGGUCUGAGUUGGGGUGCAAGCGCAAUCGGUACUGCUAAAUGGACUGGUCCCAGGCUCCGUGACUUACUGAUGACAUCUGGGCUCAACCCUAACCAUCCUUCAUUGAAGCAUAUCCAAUUUGAUGGACUUGAUUGUGACAUCACAAACUCAUGUUACGGUGCUUCGAUUCCUGCAAAAAAUGCUCUCAACCAUGACAAUGAUGUCAUCGUAGCAGUCAAAAUGAACGGCAAAGAUAUCCCAAGGGAUCAUGGUUACCCAGUAAGAAUCAUUGUACCUGGAGUAGUGGGUGCUCGCAAUGUGAAGUGGGCACAUCGAAUUGUAGCGAGUGAUGAAGAAAGCGACUCACAUUGGCAACAGAAAGAUUACAAACAUUUCAAUCCAUCAACUACAUAUGAAACGGCUGAUUACAGUAAAGUUCAGUCAAUACAGGAGUUACCAGUGACUUCAGCUAUAACCUGGCCGCAGACCAAUUCCAAGGUGGAACCUUCUGAAGACAACAUGGUAGAGGUGCAAGGAUACGCAUGGAGUGGUGGAGGAAGAGAUAUCAUUAGAGUUGACGUCACUUCCGAUGGUGGAAAGACUUGGAAGGAAGCUGAUCUCAUGAAGAAUCCCGAGAAAGAUGAUUCAUCUCAAACCUGGCCUUGGACUUUGUGGAAAGUAGAAAUGCCGGUGAAGAUCGGACAGAAAGUACAGUUCGCUUGCAAGGCUGUAGAUUCUUCAUACAAUCAGCAGCCAGAAACGAUCAAGCCGAUCUGGAAUCUAAGAGGAUUUUUAAGCAAUGCCUGGCAUCGAAUAGCAGUGGACAUUGUGGAAGAAGUCGACUGAAUUGUUCUGUGUAAUUCGAUAAUUUGCUUUUUUGCCAAAAAAAUUUUGAUUUUAUCCCCAAUUAUGGAUAUAUUAUGGAUUACACACAUUUUUUUAUUUUUUUUUCAUUUUGCUCUGAACAAAGCAAACAAGCAAUUACUGAUGGUUUGGUGUUCUGUUAUAUUUUUUGAAUCUUUGAAAACUUUUUUUUUUUUUGCAUAGCGUACUCGAUUUAUUACACCCUGGGGUGUUGGGCUACUUGAUUGUUUAUAAAAUUAAAAAAAAAAAUUCUAUAAAAAAGUUAGCUUGAAAAGUUUGGGGUUCAGAUCUGCUCUCCCCUUCUUCUAUGCUUUAGCACUUGCUUGUGUAUAAUGCAAGAAUGCUGUACUGUAGAAGAGUGAAAUGAAA